ACCAGUGACAUUGGUAUGACAAGGUGAUAUAUUUUUUUCCAAAAUGAUCCUCCCAAGCUUAUUCAUUUUCCUCGUCGCCACAACACUCGUCCAAUCUGUGGACGAGACCUUAGAGGAAAAAACAAAAGGUGCCGAUGUCGCGGAUGCCGUAAUUCGUCGGAUUGUUCGCACCGGAAUUUUUCCCGAUGAUCAAAACCUAUUUCGCCGCAUAGCAUUCACAGAAACGCGAUUCGGUGAAGAUCCAAAAACAUAUCGGGAUGGAUAUCUUGGGGGAAUUUGGCAAGUGGACGAGGCGUACUUUAAUCGGACGAAAAACGUCACAUUUCCGGAAAAUAUUUAUGACGAAAUUCAGACCAGAUGGGGCAUUAACUGGAGGACGUCGGUGACCUGGAAUGAUUUGUUGAAACCUUUUUACUCUGGACUCGCGGCAAGAUUGUUUAUCCAGCAAUUGGUCAAUGAGAACAAACCGAUUCCUGGAACGGUAGCUGCCCAAGCGCAAUAUUGGGUAAGCAACUAUCGCCCGACGCAGACCGUGGAGGUAUUCAUCAGGGAGGUGAGGGCGUUAGAGAGUGAUUUCGUUUGCGAGGGGAUGAUGGAUAUUUGCAUAGUGCUUGAUGGUUCUAACAGUAUUGGGGUUGCUGACUUUGAAAAGGCUAAAGGUUUCGUAGCUGACUUGGUCAAGACAUUCUCAAUGGACACGAGUAGAGUGGCGUUCAUCACGUAUGCGGACAUUGCCUACGAAAUAUUCGACUUCCAACACAGCCUGACUAAUGAACAGAUGGACGCCGUCAUUAAAAACGCAAGUUAUCCAAAUGCAAACACAAAUACGCCUGCAGGACUCCUCAUGGGUGUCGACUUUUACAAUGCGAUCGGAACUCGUGGUGGGGUUCCACAGGUCAUCACCACUUUUACAGAUGGACUUUACAACCGAGGGAACUUGCCAGAAGCUUUGAUGGCUGUGAGGGCGAGAGGCUUGGUAUCAUUUUCUGUCGGAAUUGGGAGCGACAUCGACUACCCAGAACUAUUGCAAAUCGCUCUUCUUGACCCAAAACGUGUCUUCAUGGUGAAUGAUUAUGACGCUUUGGCCGAGUUUUUCUAUCACAUGAAUUCAGCUACGUGCGAAGUGCCUCAACAACCAGCACUUGGAACAAAUCAAACUGGAAGGUUAAACCCAGAAGAACGGCGAUACUUUCAAUACUCGUUCCCUGCAAUUAACAUUGGUCUUAGCAUUAACAUUCGGUCCACCGGACAAGGUGUCCUUACCGGGUGGUUCUCGUACUCUGAGCCCACGCCUAAUUCUGCAGUGAACGAUGGAGUGAUUCAACCAGGGUCAAUAUCAAUUCCACCACCACCACCAAGGGCAAGACAGGAGGGCGAGGAAGCGGUCGUGUACCUAACUUUGGAGAACGGGCCUGGCGAAAACUUGGGUGAAUAUGUCAUUUUGGCGGAGGAAGGUUCUCAAGUUACGGAUGAACCCACAACUGCACCCACAACUACAACCCCACCCACAACUGCACCACCAACUACAACCCCACCCACAACUGCACCACCAACUACAACCCCACCCACAACUGCACCACCAACUACAACCCCACCCACAACUGCACCACCAACUACGACCGAACCUACAACUACAACUGCAGGCAGUAGUUAUUCGAGUCCCAUCUCUGUCCCCAUUAUUAUGACUCUGGCUAUUAUAUUUUUUGCGUUUCAAUAAAUAACUACAACUUUUAAAGUGUUUAUGAAAACUUAAAA
Folsomia candida is the source of this 1755-nucleotide messenger RNA. RefSeq lists its product as uncharacterized. The transcript has 5 exons. Bases 44 to 1717 code for a protein of 557 amino acids. The record is from RefSeq and is a predicted model, not a curated record. Lineage: Eukaryota; Metazoa; Arthropoda; Collembola; Entomobryomorpha; Isotomidae.